Sitodiplosis mosellana (orange wheat blossom midge) is the source of this 1333-nucleotide messenger RNA. Its product is annotated as urokinase plasminogen activator surface receptor-like. Bases 94 to 1311 code for a protein of 405 amino acids. The transcript has 2 exons. Lineage: Eukaryota; Metazoa; Arthropoda; Insecta; Diptera; Cecidomyiidae. The record is from RefSeq and is a predicted model, not a curated record.
UGCUAUAGAAAACGUCAUAGAAAAAAAUCAGUUUUUAGUUUUACAAAAAACAUAAUCCUCUUUAUUCAAGUCCAAAACAACUGAAUUAAUAAAAUGGACUUCAUACAAAAGUCCCUUUGUACUCUGGUCGUAAUUUUGUGUGUAGCAAAUAUGUUAGUUUCGUGUCAACAAGUUUCACCCAACGCGAUUGAGGGAAUUUUUUUCAAACCAUGGCAACUUUUUCGACCAGCAGUAAUUCAGCCAGUGAAGUGUUUCGUAUGUUCUUCGAUGGAUGAUGGUCAGACUUGUGUACAAACAGUUAGUUAUAACUUUCUAUGUGAAAGUCCAUCAGGAAUGUGUUACACGAACAUUGUUGAUGGCAAAGUGACUAGAGGCUGUGUUGGUGAUGCAACAUUCCCCACGGAAAAUUCAAUUCGAAAAUGUGCCGAUGGCGUAAAAUGUGAAGUGUGUAAUCACAAUUUUUGCAACCAGAAAGUCCUAUUGGACACGUGCAUCCAAUGCAACAGUGCAGACAGUGGCAAUGCAUGCAAAGAUAAUCCAAGUUCAAACAUGCAAGCCGUGUGUACGGUGGGUCAAAAUUCAGUAAUGGAUCCAUCGUCUGGUUGUUAUUUGGGUAUAACUGGCAGCAUUUACCAGAGAGGCUGUGUUCAGGAUCUAAAAUCACGAGAUAAGAAUACGUGUGAGAGUCAAUCGAAAGACUGUAAAGUUUGUUCGGCACCAAAUUGCAAUCGAAAAGCCGAUUUCAGCAUAAAUUGUUUCGAAUGCAGCGAAAAAACGGAUGCGAAUUGUGUCGAAGGUGAAAAUUUGAAACAAGUUCCGUGUAAUGAGUUUUCGGACACAUGUGUGGUCGGCAUCGAUGGAGACGGAUUUACACAUCGUCGAUGCAUUCGCAACCAUGGACUCGCUUUGGCCAUGACAUUUUCGAAAUAUCAAACAUGCCAUACAAAUCUAUGUAACAAUCAAAUAUUCCCAGAAAAUCGACUCAAGUGCUACCAAUGUCAAGGGAUUGGAUGUGAAAAUUUGAGCACAGUUUCAACACCAAAAGCAUGCCCCAAUUCAUACAAUGAAGUAGAUAGAUGCUUUACAUACGCGGAUAAAGACCGCACAUUUUACCGUGGCUGCAUGUCUGACUCUACCGAAGGAAAGGCGCUGUGCGAACAAAAUAUGUUGAAUUGCAAAGUGUGUGACGGUUCUGGUUGUAAUUCGGAUACAAAAGUGGAAUUCAACUCAGUUAGCUGCAAUCGAAGCUACAUCACGUUCACUUUUAUUUCUACAAUAUUUUUGUUCCUUCGAUCGAUAGAUUUAUUUUAAAUACUGAGAAGUACCUAUGAAU